This is a messenger RNA of Medicago truncatula (barrel medic), 1779 nucleotides long. Its product is annotated as U4/U6 small nuclear ribonucleoprotein PRP4-like protein. Gene Ontology annotation, cellular component: U4/U6 x U5 tri-snRNP complex. The record is from RefSeq and is a predicted model, not a curated record. NCBI's taxonomy places the organism in Eukaryota, Viridiplantae, Streptophyta, Magnoliopsida, Fabales, Fabaceae. The transcript is spliced from 6 exons. Gene Ontology annotation, biological process: mRNA splicing, via spliceosome. The coding region runs from base 121 to 1587 and encodes 488 amino acids. Gene Ontology annotation, molecular function: protein binding; U6 snRNA binding; U4 snRNA binding.
AAAGCCCAAAACCAUGUAGUAUAUAUAAAGCAUAGAUAUACACUCCCGUAGCAACAAACAAACAAACCGAAUCUCUCAUCCAACCCCUCUCUGUUUCUGAUUCUCUCAAUCGCAGGAAUCAUGGAAGUUGAUAAGGGUACUGGAGAGUAUGAGAUAUCAGAAGAGAGUAGACUGGUGAGGGAGCGACAGGAGAAAACGAUGCAAGACCUCACGAUGAGGAGGCGUGCUGCUGCUCUUGCUAUUCCCACAAAUGACAUGGCAGUGAGGGCCCAUCUUCGCUAUCUGGGUGAGCCAAUUACCCUCUUUAGGGAGAGGGAGAUGGAGAGACGAGACAGGUUGCGGAUGAUUAUGGCAAAGCUGGAUGCUGAUGAUCAGCUGGAAAAGCUAAUGAAAGCUCUUGAGGAUGAAGAGGCCGCAACUUCUACUCCAAAUGACGAGGCUGAGGAUGAUCGGCAGUAUCCUUUUCACAACGAAGGCUCAAAUUCUCUCCUCAAUGCAAGGAUUGAUAUUGCUAAAUAUUCUUUAGUAAGGGCUGCAUUGCGUAUCCAACGUGCCCGGAGAAGAAGAGAUGAUCCGGAUGAAGAUGUGAAUGCGGAGAUGGACUGGACAUUGAAGCAGGCAGGAAAUUUGAAUCUUGAAUUCAGUGAAAUCGGAGAUGUUCGGAAACUUACUGGCUGCUCGUUCUCCCGUGAUGGAAAAGGACUUGCUACCUGUUCUCUAACUGGAGCUACCAAGUUGUGGAGCAUGCCUGAUGUAAAAAAAGUUUCUACCUUCAAGAGGCACACCGAGAGUGCUACUGAUGUUGCAUAUUCUCCUGUGCACAAUAAUCAUUUAGCAACUGCCUCUGCUGACUGGACAAAUGAUCACAAUAAUGAUUCAGCAACUGCCACUAUUAACUGGACAGCAAACUAUUGGAAUGAUCAAGGAUCUCUUUUGAGAACAUUUAAGGGUCAUAGUGAUCGUCUUGCACGCAUUGCCUUCCAUCCAUCAGGGAAGUACUUGGGCACUGCUAGCGAUGACAAGACAUGGAGGUUAUGGGACGUUGAAACGGGAGAGGAGUUACUUCUUCAAGAAGGUCAUAGUAGAGAAGUAUAUAGUUUGGCUUUUCAUCAUGAUGGAUCAUUAGCAGCAUCUUGUGGAAAAGAUGCUCUGGCUCGUGUAUGGGACCUUCGAACUAAGAGAAGUCUUCUAGCACUAGAAGGUCAUGUCAAACCAAUUCGCGGCAUCAGUUUUUCUCCUAAUGGAUAUCAUUUAGCCACUGGUGGUGAAGAUAACACUUGUCGCAUUUGGGACUUGAGGAAAAAUAAAUCCUUGUACACCAUUGCCGCUCACUCUAAAUUAAUAUCGCAAGUCAAAUUUGAGCCACAGGAGGGUUACUUUUUGGUAACUACCUCAUCUGACAUGACAGCCAAGGUUUGGUCAGGCCGGGACUUUAAGCAUGUGAAGACACUAUCAGGGCAUGAAGCUAUAGUUAGUUCUGUGGAUGUUCUUGGAGAUGGUGGGUAUAUUGUUACAGUCUCCCAUGAUCGCACUAUAAAGCUGUGGUCCAGCGGCUCUACCAGUGAGCAUACUAUGGAUGUUGACUAAGGCUAUUUGAAUGAUAUAUGAUCUGUACAAGGACCUUCAUCAUUUUUGUUAGAAACAUAAGCUUAGAUUGAUUCUGUGGCUAGCAUGUGGUAUCACAUAUCUACUAAUUUGAGUGACAUAGGUUAAGAAUGUAAAUAAUUCUUUCUUGCUUUAUGCAGCAUUAGUAAAUUGUCUUUUAUGUGACAUGCAUCA